UUUCGCGGCAGACGUAUCCUCAUGUGAUUUUCGCCGCCCAUGGCGGCGGACAGAUCUCCCUCGAUCAGCCCUUGCACGGCGUCAUCUGGCGAGGGUCCGAAGAGGCCGAAGGGGCCGAAGGAGAAGAAGCCCAAGGCAGCACCCAAGGGACAGUCGAAGGAGAAGGCAGCUGCAAAGCCAAGACCGGCCAGAAAGGAGCGACCGCCGGCUGGCUUCGAAAAGGAUGCUGGGCCAUCACCGAAUGAGGAGAAGGAGAAAGAUACACAGGCGGCAGAUGGGUCCGACAAGAUGCGGGCAGCCCUGCAGGCCCUGAAACAGCGCCGGGCAGACUUGGACGCAGCCCACCAGCAGUUGGAGGAGCUUCGACAGCAGCUGAAGGCUGCGAAAGCGGAGCUGGAGACGGAGAGGGCCAAGGUGUCAGGGACGGAGCAGCUGCAGUCGGCGCUGCAGAGCCUGAAAUCCGAGCUGCAGACCACGGAGCUCGCGAAGGCCUCCUUGGCUUCAGAGGCUGAGAUCUUGAGGUCGCGGGAGAAAGAGCGCAAGGCGGAACUGGAGAAGCUCCGGGAGGCGCUCUCGGAGUCCAAGGCGGAGGCCACGGCGGUGCGCUCGCAGCUGCUGCACGCCAUGCAAGAGAAGUCCAGCGCCGAAAAAGAAGCUGAAGCUUUGCGACAGAACAUCUCCGCAGCGAAGAGCGAGUUGGAGGCGGCCAAAAGGAAAGAGGCCAGCCUGAGCAGCGAAGCCUCGCAGCUUCGCUCUGAGCUGGAUGCAGCGCAGAAGGCGAAGGCCUCGGCCCUGGCAGAUGCUGAGCAGCUUCGUGUUUGCCGCCAUGACCUGGAGGAGGCCCGGAAAAUGCAGGCAGCCUACUCUGGCCAAGUGGACUCUCUGCGCACCGAGCUCAUUGGUGCGAAGGUGGCGCUGGGCAAGGCGGAGGGCAUGCGAGAUGCCGCCGUGCACGAAGUGGAGGCCAUGAAAUCCCAGUUCACCUUGCUGCAUGGAGAGCUCGAAAAGCAAGGCCUUGCGAGCUUGGCAAAGGACCCGCUUGCCGCAUGGCGCACAGGGGGCGGCUCUGCGAGCAUGGAAGCGCGAGUGGAAGUCGAGGCCGCCUGGUCGCUGGUGGGGCCUGGCCUGGAGAGGCUGCAGCGGGCGCUGUGCUCCGCUGGCCUCCUUGAGGUGAGCCGCCGGGUUGAAGAGCCGCGGGAUCCCCGCAAGGAGGCGCCCAAGGAGGUGCCGCCAGCGGGGCGCAAAGGCAAGCGAGAGCGGGAGGAGAAAGGCGCCAAGCGGGAAGAUGCCAAGGAGCGUGAGAAGAAAGAGAAGAAGGACAAGAAGAAGAAGGACAAAAAGGCGAAGAAAGAGGCCGAAAGCAAGCCAUCGAAGGCAUCUCCGGCGUCUGGCAGCUCAUCCUCGGAGGAGGUACGACAAGUGGCUGGGCCAUCCAUUUUGAGGGCAAAGACAUCCUCAAGCCGGCGCCAGAGACACUCAGGUGCCCGGAUUCGCUUCAACGGAGCUUCCGAGGUGGAAGUGGUGUCCUUCCGUAGCUGCGGGGACAGCUUGUGGUUUCCGAACCCUCAAGCCAGCGUCGUGUGCGACAGCUGCGAAAAGCGCGUGCCGCAGAGGAUGGGCCAGCUCAAGGGGGGAAGUGGCCGGUCCUCCUUCAUGUGCGACAAGUUCAUUUGCAAUGAGUGCGCAGGUUGAUCUGGGCGAAAGGGGAAA
Effrenium voratum is the source of this 1710-nucleotide messenger RNA. NCBI's taxonomy places the organism in Eukaryota, Dinophyceae, Suessiales, Symbiodiniaceae. The record is from the annotation of a GenBank genome assembly.